Messenger RNA from Plectropomus leopardus (leopard coralgrouper), 1249 nucleotides. The record is from RefSeq and is a predicted model, not a curated record. Lineage: Eukaryota; Metazoa; Chordata; Actinopteri; Perciformes; Serranidae.
AUGGCAGUCAGAUAUCCCAUUGCCUGUUGGACUGUGGCUCUCAGAAGUGUGUGUGUGUGUGUGUGUUUUGUUUUUUUUUUUCAGGUGCUGGUUGUGGGAAAUCCUGCCAACACCAACUGUCUGAUUGCAGCCAAGUCUGCUCCCUCCAUCCCCAAAGAGAACUUCUCCUGCCUCACCCGUCUGGACCACAACAGGGCUCGCUCUCAGGUGGCGAUGCGCUGUGGCGUUCCUGCCACCCACGUGAGGAAUGUGAUCAUCUGGGGCAACCACUCGUCCACCCAGUACCCAGACGUGCAUCACUGCUUGGUCAACAUGUCUGGCGGCGAGCUCGCCUGCUUUGAUGCAGUCAAGGAUGAUGCCUGGCUGAAAGGAGACUUCAUCACCACGGUGCAGCAGAGAGGCGCUGCAGUCAUCAAGGCCAGGAAGCUGUCCAGCGCCAUGUCUGCCGCCAAGGCCAUCUGUGACCACAUGAGAGACAUCUGGACCGGCACCCCCGAGGGUGAGUUCAUCUCCAUGGGUGUUUACUCCUCUGGUAACUCCUAUGGAGUCCCAGAAGACCUCAUCUACUCAUUCCCUGUCCAGAUCAAGGACAAGACCUGGAAGAUUGUGCAGGGUCUGGCCAUCAACGACUUCUCCAAGUCCAAGAUGGAAGCCACAGCAGCAGAGCUGAUACAGGAGAGGGACACAGCCGUGUCUUUCCUGGGAGUAUGACUAGACCCCGCAGGGCCACCCGACCUGCACUUAGACAGCUCCAAAACUCCAGACGCACGCCUGUGAUAAAGCACUCCACCAAUCCCGGCAUUACUGUGUGUGUGUGAGAGAGAGUCAGUGUUUAUGAGUGUAAAGUUGGAUUUAUACUUGUGCGUUGGGAGUCUGCAUUAAGGUGUCUUUUAAAAAAUUUACAGCACCUUCUGGGAUAUCAAAUGGAGACGGUGAUUGGGUAGCGACGGCUGCUUGUGGUUUUGUUCACAUACCGACGCAGACUUGUUUACUCAAGCUAUAAAUAAUUGCACAGCAUCAGUCUCCCUUUCAGUAGACACACGAGUGACGCACAAGUAGAACUCCACCUUAAGUAUACAUUAUUUACUAAAAGUCCAACACAGUCGUUACCAGCAUUUUUUCCAAUACUUUUUCUCUGGCGGUCAGUGAAACAUGGAUGCUUGUUACAUAAAGUCAAAGAUGCACUAAGUCCUCAAACACUGGAAUGGAUGGAUUACAUUUAAGAUAAACAAUAAAAAAUGAAACCUUA